AAACUAUCACAACCCAACGCCUCUCCGACGACGUCGUUUCAGCCAAUGCCUGCCGGGGAAGUGUGCCAUCAUUAUUCGCCGCCUCCGCCGCCGACGGGAUCGGCGGAGGAGGAAGAAUGGGUGUGGGGACAGAUCAAAGCGGAGGCUCGGCGCGACGCUGAUGCCGAGCCGGCCCUAGCCAGUUACUUGUACUCCACAAUCCUCUCUCACUCCUCCUUGGGGCGUUCGCUCUCCUUCCACUUGGGAAACAAGCUCUGCUCCUCCACGCUGCUCUCCACGCUCCUCUACGAUCUCUUCCUCAACAUCUUCUCCACCGACGACAGCCUCCGGUCAGCCACCGUCGCCGAUUUACGCGCCGCUCGUUUUCGCGACCCUGCCUGCGUUUCCUUCUCCCACUGUCUUCUCAAUUACAAAGGAUUCCUUGCUUGCCAGGCUCAUCGUGUUGCCCACAAACUCUGGACUCAAUCCAGAAAGCCACUAGCACUAGCACUUCAAUCCCGCAUCUCAGAUGUCUUUGCAGUUGACAUCCACCCGGCUGCCAAAUUCGGGAAAGGCAUCCUAUUUGAUCAUGCAACAGGGAUUGUGGUCGGCGAGACUGCUGUGAUUGGAAACAACGUGUCCAUUCUCCACCACGUGACACUCGGUGGAACAGGCAAGGCCAGCGGGGACCGUCACCCUAAGAUUGGAGAUGGUGUGUUGAUUGGUGCCGGAGCGACCAUAUUGGGGAAUGUGAAAAUCGGGGAGGGCGCCAAGAUCGGCGCAGGGUCAGUGGUUUUGAUCAAUGUGCCUGCAAGAACAACCGCGGUGGGGAAUCCGGCCAGAUUGGUUGGAGGCAAAGAACAGCCAAAGAUGCACGAAGAAAUCCCCGGGGAGUCGAUGGAUCAUACCUCGUUCAUAUCCGAAUGGUCAGAUUAUAUAAUAUGAUAUAAUAUAAUAUGACACUUAACUUAAGCAGAAGAACAACAGGAUCGAUUAGAGCUGGUUGGCCUGACCUGUAGCAUUGCAUAAUAUCUAUCAUGUGUUAGUCCAAAUAUGCAUGUGUGUGUGUGACCUAAUAAUUAAUAAACCUGCGACUUGUUUUUUGCAGACAUCUUUAUUUAUGGUAUAAUAAUAAUAACCCUAAAUCCUCUACU
This is a messenger RNA of Andrographis paniculata, 1133 nucleotides long. RefSeq names its product serine acetyltransferase 5-like. The transcript is spliced from 2 exons. Bases 46 to 924 code for a protein of 292 amino acids. Gene Ontology annotation, molecular function: L-serine O-acetyltransferase activity. Gene Ontology annotation, cellular component: cytoplasm; cytosol. The record is from RefSeq and is a predicted model, not a curated record. NCBI's taxonomy places the organism in Eukaryota, Viridiplantae, Streptophyta, Magnoliopsida, Lamiales, Acanthaceae.